AUGUAUAGAUACACUAUACAUAUUGAUUCUGAAAUGGCUGCCAGUAAGCGUCCCAGGUAUGACCCAAGUGUUGCAGAAGCCACUGCUAAAGCGAAGGUGUCCCAGGCAAAACAAAUGGAGAGUCUUACCACUGAGAUUGUUCCAGCUAUUGUCACUGCUGCCAAACAGUUACUCGGUAAAGGAAGUAAAGUGUCCACCGAAACGUUUCGGUUGGCACCUAAAGUUGCACAGAUACUUCUUGUUGCUGACAUCGGACUCCAGAAGUGCAUGCAACUGAUGUAUGUUACGAAGAAGGUGCCUGUGAAUGUGCCUAACAGGACUAAGGUUGUGUGUUCACUGAUGGAUCCUAACUACUGCAUCCAUGAAGACAGAUGCAGAGUGUACAUAGACAUCAUUGAAACUUGUGUGGAUGCACCUGUGUUUGACAACACACAUACUAGUGACAGCACUCUGAACCACAUUCCCAGGUUUCUCACUCCUCCCGUUAAUAGCUGCAUUAAUGACAGCUGUCGUAUAAGUGGGCAUGCAGACUCACUCAUAAGUCAUCACGACUCAACAGUUGUCACCGUAUAUUCUCUAUCUGGUCCUGAAAUUGGUGUCAAGCAUGCACUAAAAUGUCGAAAUUGCAACUACAUAUAUCACUAUUCAGCGUAUGGUCGGAAAACAAGUAUCGGUGAAAAGUUGUACAAUCAACCUAGAGAUUUGGUUGAGGUUUCGGAUGUGAUCUAUUGCGAGAGGGAAUUGUACGAACUUUUCUGCAGCUUGAGCUUACAUUGCUGGGUAUCUUUUUCGGGAUUCAGCGAAUCAUACACAGAAUUCUCAAUGAAAUCGUGUAAGCAACAAAUGUAUAUGCAAGCUUGGAUGAAAAACAGAAAAGGUUCACCUCAUGAAUUGACACGCAAAGCAGUGUCACAAAUGUUCUACAAUGGAGAGCUUGAGGAUGAAGCAAGAAAUGGGCACCUCCGUCCUGAUGAAAUGAUAGUCCACUUGAACAGUGACAAGCUGGAAUACAUGCAAUACAUUGUCGAAAAGCAAUGCAGCAGUAUGUACCAGCAUGUCCCUAGAAAAGGGUGCAUUGAACGAGGUUGUGGCAAGUGUUGGUCCAUUGAUGGCAACUGGAAACUUUGUUUCCCUCACUGCAUGUUUCCUGUCUUGUGUAAAGUUCCUAGUAUGCCACUGCUGAACUUUCCAAGUGUAUGCGUUAAGCAGCCCAGAGCAAACAGUGCUUUCUGCAUUGAACAUCACUCGAAAGCGGAAUCGCUCAGCUAUCCAACAGAUGUGAGAGGCUUCCUUGGUUACUGUGGAGCGAAGAAAUCAGCUGACUGUGCAGUGAUUCUUCCCAAUGAAAAUCCGGUACUCACUGAUGUCAUGGAUUCAGUGUCUGUUCAGCAAGAAAAUGAGCACAUACAGGAAACCAUGGAAGUCAUCUCUGCCGCUUGCACAGAGGAAUCUGACAGUCUAUUGAAAUCUCAAGGAGUACAAGACUUUGCUCGAGAGUUCCCUUCUGUUGCUGUAAGCAUCUCUAGUUGUGAAGAAGACAAGAGUGUGAUUCAGUGCAGAAAAGAUCUAGGGGAGCGAAAAAAGAUUCAGCUGUGGAGUAGAGGACAUGUAUUUCUUGUGCGCCCCUGCGGACAUAUUGAGUUUUGGAGAACAAUCUAUCGGUCUGAAUCACCCUCUCAAGUAUUCUUGAUUGUGAUUGUCUGGCUCUAUCAGACUCUGAAGGACGUACCUCCAGACAAAUGGGGAGAGAUUAUACUUGCUUAUGACAAUAUGUGCCAGCUUGAUAGUCUCCGUGCAGCAAAACAACCCCUUGCACUGCCAAAACCAUAUGACCUAAUGUGGCAGAAAAUCACCAAGGUUAUUGAUGAUUUGCACAUUAAAAAUCAUGUACGAACAGACUGUCAGACAACUUACCAUCCUUCCAAGGUUCGAGAAUUGAACCCUCUACUUAACCUCAUGACAGCAGAGCAAACAUUUGCUUGGAUUUCCAGAUACAAGCGUAUUCUGUGUAGCAUGAACAAACUUCAUCAUCAGUUUUUCUUACACAGAAUUGUAUACAGGAGAAACAGAUAUACUGAGUGGUGCAUUGACACUGGUAGAAAGGUUCUUCUCCCUGUGAACGUUUCUAAGUAGAUAUAAUAAUUAUUGCACACGGUAAUUAAUGCCGGAUAUAAUAAUAAAUGCAAGCAGUGAUAAUUAUUAUUGAUGAU
Messenger RNA from Halichondria panicea, 2210 nucleotides. RefSeq lists its product as uncharacterized. The record is from RefSeq and is a predicted model, not a curated record. Bases 1 to 2133 code for a protein of 710 amino acids. Lineage: Eukaryota; Metazoa; Porifera; Demospongiae; Suberitida; Halichondriidae. The transcript is spliced from 9 exons.